AUGAAAGCCAACGAUGGCGACGAAGUCGUUGCCCCGACGAAACUUCCCUACUGGCGCCUGGUUGCUGACCAAGCUGGAGUCACAUCAGAAGUACUCAACUACCAAUAUGCUGGCUCGGGUACCGAAGAAGAUCCGUUUCUAGUCCAAUGGAUUCCCAACGAUCCUCGAAAUCCAAUGGGAUGGAGCAGACCAAAAAAGUGGUUCAUCACAAUGAUGGUGUCCCUCACGACACUGGCGGUGGCUCUUCUCUCGUCCGCCUACACCGGAGGUAUCCGAGAAAUAAUUCAAGAGUUUGGAAUCUCCCAGAUAGUUGCUACUCUUGGCGUCUCACUCUUCGUGCUCGGCUUUGCUAUCGGACCACUCAUGUGGGCUCCUCUAAGCGAGUUGUUUGGGCGGCAGUACCUCUUCUUUGGCACGUAUGCAGUGCUGACGGCAUUCAACGCUGGCUGCGCCGGGGCGAAUAGUGCUGCGACUUUGAUCGUCCUGCGCUUCUUCGCGGGUGCCUUCGGAUCAUCCCCUCUCGCGAACUCGGGCGGCGUCAUCGCAGAUAUGUUCCCGGCAGCUGAGAGGGGUUUGGCAAUGGCACUAUUCGCAGCCGCGCCCUUCCUCGGCCCUGUACUCGGUCCCAUCAUCGGUGGAUUUCUGGGCCAGGCAGCAGGCUGGCGCUGGGUCAUGGGAUUCUUGGCGGCCUUCUCUGGGACUCUUUGGCUUCUGGGGACCGCUCUUGUUCCCGAGACCUAUGCUCCAUACUUGCUUCGACAGCGGGCGGCGAAACUAUCAAAGAUGACGGGAAAAUGCUACGUGAGCAAGAUGGAGCAUGAUCAGGGCAAAGUCAAUCUCGGAGAGUCUUUCAGAAACGCGCUGCUGCGUCCUUGGAUAUUGUUAUUCCGGGAGCCGAUUGUCCUGCUUCUAUCGCUCUAUAUGGCCAUCAUCUACGGAACGCUCUACAUGCUUUUCGCAGCCUUCCCCAUUGUGUAUCAACAAGAACGAGGGUGGUCUCAAGGCAUCGGCGGCUUAGCGUUUCUGGGCGUGAUGGUAGGUAUGAUCUUUGCCAUUAUCUACACAAUCCCGGAAAAUGGGCGGUAUCAACGUGUGCAAGCAAAAAACAACGGCUUUGCGCCACCAGAAACCCGACUUCCCCCAGCAAUGACCGGUUGCAUCGCUGUUCCUAUUGGCCUGUUCUGGUUUGCUUGGACAAACCAGACAUCGAUCCAUUGGGCUGUCAGUAUCGCUGCCGGAAUUCCUUUUGGGUUCGGAAUGGUGUUGCUCUUCUUGAGCAUCAUGAACUAUCUUAUUGACGCUUACACAAUCUUUGCGGCGUCUGUCCUUGCCGCCAACUCAGUCAUCCGCAGCUGUUUUGGCGCCGCAUUUCCUCUCUUCACGUCGUACAUGUACGCGGACCUUGGUACCAACUGGGCGUCCUCGAUCCCGGCGUUCCUGGCCCUUGCAUGUGUGCCGUUUCCAUUCCUGUUCUACAAGUAUGGAGCCGCAAUCCGGUCUCGUUGCAAGUUCGCUGCAGAGUCCGAAGCUUUCAUGGCUCGGCUGCGCCAAGAAGACUCAAGCUCGGAGGGAGAGGAACCUGGGCACACAGGAUCUUCGGAAGCUGUGGACGACACCGAAAAGACAGCGGAUGAACCGGCGUAUGCCAGCCGGAACGCACAGCGACGUCGAUCUUUGAGUGGUGGUACAGCGGUUUCUACACACCGCAAGUCUUACGAUGGUAACCCGUACGACAUUGACAGAGUCAACACCAGAGAGUCGUUCGGACGAAAUUGA
This is a messenger RNA of Diaporthe amygdali, 1776 nucleotides long. RefSeq names its product Efflux pump FUB11. NCBI's taxonomy places the organism in Eukaryota, Fungi, Ascomycota, Sordariomycetes, Diaporthales, Diaporthaceae. The record is from RefSeq and is a predicted model, not a curated record. Gene Ontology annotation, biological process: transmembrane transport. The transcript has a single exon. The coding region runs from base 1 to 1776 and encodes 591 amino acids. Gene Ontology annotation, molecular function: transmembrane transporter activity.